Molecule: messenger RNA, 987 nt
Organism: Trypanosoma conorhini
Lineage: Eukaryota; Euglenozoa; Kinetoplastea; Trypanosomatida; Trypanosomatidae
Exons: 1
Coding region: 1-987 (328 amino acids)
Source: RefSeq, a predicted model, not a curated record
AUGGAGGCUUUAGUAUUUACCAAGCGUGCGCGCAGGAAGCCGCUGGUUGUUUUGUAUGGAGUAGUGCCUGUAUCUUUCGUCGCCGUGCGUGUGGGCCGCGCCACGCUCCAGUCCGUCGCCGCCGUACGCCUUGCUGGGUCUUGUGCGCAUUUGUUGUUUGGUGAGGUGGUUGCUUCCAAUGCGGCGCUGACUGGACGUGCGCAGGUGGAGGCGUUUUUGUUUCUGCUCUCGCGCGUCUCCGUUUCUUCGCCGCAGAAUUUGGUGCGAGGGGUUCAGGCGCUUGGCCGGCUGCUAGCGAGAUGCGCGCCUGGGACGGUGGGCAGCACAACGGCCACCACCUCAUGGCUGGCGAAGCAGUCUCUUCUGAUGCAAGUAAAAACGAUUGGCCUCCACGGCAGCGCGGUCUCUGCCCUCGCCUCCACCGCCGUUCAGCUGGGGCUGCAGGGCUGCUUCCUCGUGCAGCGGUCUAUCACGGACCGUGAGAUCGCAGCGCAACAGUUUUACUACGACGUCGUGACGGCCCUCCAGUCGGGGGCUGCCUCGGUUGCGGGUGGCAGCUGCGGCGCCGUCCUUGGCGCGCUGCUCCUCCCCGGCCUGGGGACGGCGCUGGGCGCCUUCAUUGGCUCCUGCGGCUGCGGUUUUUUGCCGUACUUUUUGCGCCGCGAUGGGCCUGAGGAGCGGCGGGAGCGGGAGCGGCAAGCUGCGGCGGAGUGCCGCGACCUCGGCAGGCCGCUCGACGUCGUUGAGGACGAGGAGGUCGGCUGGCUGCUGCUCGUAGAGUGCGAGGGAAAUUUGCCCGCGGCGUCCUUUGGCUGCAUGGUCGGCGACGACGCCGAGUGGCUGACGGAACUCCCCUCCGCCGCCGACGACGACGACGACGGGGCGCGGGGCGGGCGGCAGGUGCCUGGCACCGUGACAUGCGGCGGCGGCGGCGAGUUUGAGGACUUUCUGGACUUCGGUGCACCGGAAGAACUGCAGGCCACGUAG